Messenger RNA from Folsomia candida, 1175 nucleotides. Its product is annotated as RCC1 and BTB domain-containing protein 2. The transcript has 4 exons. Bases 54 to 1148 code for a protein of 364 amino acids. NCBI's taxonomy places the organism in Eukaryota, Metazoa, Arthropoda, Collembola, Entomobryomorpha, Isotomidae. The record is from RefSeq and is a predicted model, not a curated record.
GCAUCCCACACUCGACUAAUUUUCUCCAUCGUUUAUUUAAUUCAGUCACGAAAAUGCGGAAUUUACCUGAACUGGCUGUAUCAGAACUAGUUACAAAGCCAAUGCCCUUGCAGGAAUUAAGAAAGUGGGACAUAUUUAACACUAUCGACGACAACUUGUUGCUAAAUAUUCGUCUCGCCCAUGUCCACGGAACGUUUGGAUUUUUAAUAAGUACGGUGGACACUGCAUACGUAAUAGGCACCGGGACUGAUGGAUGUCUUGGAAUCGGCCACAUCACAUCAGCGCUUUCACCUGUCAAAAUUGACGUACUGACUGGACAAUUAGUUAAAGAAUUCGUUAUCAGUGUGGAAGAGAGUUGUUUUGCACUAACAGAAGAUGGACGAGUUUUCGCUUGGGGCUUCAAUUCGAGUGGCCAACUCGGAAUAGGAAAUACUGCAACAAUUACAACUCCUCAAUUAAUUCAUGUCACUGGAGGCGUCAAAAUUUCUCAACUCGCGGCAGGAUACACUCACACGCUAGCUCUAGCAAUGCACACUGGACAGGUUUUUGCAUGGGGUUGGAAUGGAUAUGGCCAACUUGGCCAGGAAAAUUUCAACGAUCGAAAUGAACCUGGGAAUGUUGAGUUAAACCCUGAUAUCAAAAUUAAGCAAAUUUCUUGCAGCGGUGACGGCUCGUUCGCUCUAACCCAAUGUGGGGAAUUGUACUCGUGGGGACAUAAUAUUGGAGAAUUAGGGAUUGGCAUCUCCACCCCGACCUACAUACCAACCAAAGUUAUCUUUCACAAACCGAUAAAAAAGGUUUCCAAUGGGGCGAAUCACACCCUUGUUCUCACCACAUCUGGGGAGCUGUAUGCAUGCGGUCGUAAUGCGGAAGGACAAUUGGGCAUGGGAAAAACAACAGAUGUGAAUGUGCUGACCAGGGUGGCAGCAGAUUUAGGAAUUAUUGAUGACAUAUCUAGCAUACCGUGGAUGCAUCAAAGUUCAGCAAAAUCAAUGGACAAAACUUUCGUUUGGGGCGAAAUUAAUGAAGGACUGAACUAUUAUAGUCCGACAGAGUUCAAGUUGUUUAAUAUGUCACGCUCUACUUCCUUUCUUAAGGAGGAGGGACAAUUUAUGCAUAAAUCGAUGUGUGGGUCAAACCGUACGUAAAGUGGGCUGACCACUGGAAACUGCUAU